Messenger RNA from Camelina sativa (false flax), 1713 nucleotides. The record is from RefSeq and is a predicted model, not a curated record. Lineage: Eukaryota; Viridiplantae; Streptophyta; Magnoliopsida; Brassicales; Brassicaceae.
AUGGAGUGGAUUGGGAAGAGAGUUAAGUCCCGGAGCAGGCAGCGUCUUCAGGUGGUUAAUAAGCGGAAGAAGAUGGAGGUAGAAGCUCCUGUGAUAUCUCCUCCAAAGAAACGAAGGCCGAGAAGAAGAAAAGACCCCGAUUCUGACGUUGAGGACAUCACACCUACUUACCACAACCGUCUUCCUCCUCCUGUUCAAGAAAAUGACAGGUACUCUGCUGGUUUAAGGGCUGGGUCUGUUCAGAACAACUCUGUGAAGGAGAGUUUCUCUAGGAUUAUUAGGGAUCUGAAUGUGGAGAAAUCAGGUCCUAGCUCCUCUAAGUUCAGAGAUGGGUCUGAACACCACACGUCUGUGAAAGAGACUUCUUUUAGGGUUAGUGAUUUGGAUGUGGGGAAGAACUCAGUUCCUAGCUCUUUUGGGGAACAGAACACAUGUGUAAAGGAGAAGUGUUCCCCUGAGAUUGAGAUUGGAGAUUUGGAUGUGGAAAAAUCAGGUCCGAGCCCCUCAAAGUUAAGAGAUUUGUCUGAACCGAACACAUGUGUGAAGGAGAAGUGUUCCCCUGAGAUUAGAGAUUUUGAUAUGGAGAAAUCAGGUCCGAGCUCCUCUAAGUUAAGGGAUGUGUCUGAACAGAACACAUGUGUAAAGGAGAAGUGUUCCCCUGAGAUUAGAGAUUUUGAUGUGGAGAAACCAGGUCCGAGCUCCUCCAAGUUAAGAGAUGUGUCUGAACAGCACACAUGUGUGAAUGAGAAGUUUUCUCCUGAGAUUACAAAUUUGGAUGUUGGGAUAUCAGUUCCGAGCUCUUCUAAGUUAAGAGAGGUGUCUGAACAGAACACAUGUGUGAUGGAUAUGUGUUCCCCUGAGACUAAAGGUUUGGUUGUUGUAAAACCAGUCCCUGGUGAGAUAGAGAUUCUUUCAGAUUCUGAGUCUGAAAUUGGAGCCAGAGCUUCAGCCAAGAAGAAGCUUUUUGAGGACACUAGCAGAAUCGUAGAAUCUCUCAGUGAUGGUAAUAGCACAAGUGAAACUGAGGGAGAUGAAGAAGAGAAUGCAGAGAGUGCAGACAAUAACACCAAAGAUGAUAAAACAGUCCACUCCCUGCCUGAAGUUUUCACUUCAGAGAAAGCUAAAGAGGUACAAGCACCUGAAAGACCAUCUACAUACAGACCUGAAAUUCUCAGUUCAGUAAAAGCAAAAGAGGUGCAAGCACUUGAAAAACCAUCAAGACCUGAAAUCCAGAAUUUAGAGAAAGCAAAAGAGGUCCAAGCCAUCAACAGGUUGGGGUCGGUGAUACCUGCAGUUGCAGUUGCAGGGGGGUUGAAUAAGUCUGUUUUGGCUAAUGAACCAAUUGAUAAUCAGUCUGAUUCUUCUAUCAGCUCUGCAGAUAAAUCUGGAUAUGAAUCUGAUCCUUCUCUAAAAGACAAAGAAAUCAAGACUAAUAACAACUCGGAUUGGAGAGUGCUAAAUGGAAACCAUAGAGAAGUUGAUCUUUUCAGGCUGCUUGUGAACUCUGUUAGGGAUAAAGGUCAAUUAGACGAAGGAUAUGAAGAAGCAGAAGAACUAGUUUCUUCACCUGAAGACCAGUCUCAAGAACAAGGAAAUGAAGAUCUACGAAAAUAUGAUGAUGAUGGACUUCUAAUCAUUAGGCCACCACCAUUGAUAGAGAGAUUUGGUAUGCUGGAACCUCCAUCACCACCUGAGAUUUCUGAGUCAGAAUAA